UUAUUAUUCUUUGUGUUUAGUUGACCGUUGUAUUAUUUGUGCCUCAUCGUGUUGUUUUUCUGUUUGUUUGUUUUUAACCCCUCAGAAACAGACCCCAAAGUUGUAGAACUUUUGAAAGCUUCAUUUGACUGCUACAGGUACCAGGUGGUCAGCUCCAGCACAGCGGUGGCUAUGAGGGGACCUAACACCCAGCGCUCAUCCUGCCUUUGGCACCUCAGGGCCCCGCAAGGUUCCAGCACCCAGAGUUUCAGACUGGAGCUGAGGAUGGAGUGGCUGCUACCAGAGUGUAGAGAUAGACUGGCUGUCUAUGAUGGUUUAACACCUACUGAUACUCACCUCAUCACCUCUCUGUAUGGCUGCAGCAGACAAGAGCGUGUUGUUCAUGUGUUGUCAUCAGGAGAGUGGAUGACAGUGGUCUGGAAACAGGGUCUCUACAACUACAAAGACCCCUUCUCCCUGUCUGCACAGGCCUGGACCACUGAAAUGUGUUCCUCCAACAUAGAGCUGCAGCCAGUAUCAGGGGUACAGGGUAGUCUACGUACCCCCUUCUAUCCCAGCUACUACCCACCAGACACCAACUGUACCUGGACAUUCACUGUGCCCUCUGCAGACUAUGGACUAUCACUGGAGUAUGAAGGUUAUGAGCUGAGCAGGGCCAACUAUAACCAGGCCUGUACACAAGGACAGUGGAUGGUACAGAACCGCAGGUUCUGUGGGACGAGAGGUCUCCAGCCGUAUGCUGAGCGCCUCUACCUUCUCUCCACGGCAACCAGAGUUGUCAUGACGUCCGAGGUGUCAAUCACAGGGCCUGGACUCCAGGUCCACUACAGCCUUUUCAACCAAUCAGAUCCCUGUCCUGGUCAGUUCCUGUGUACUCUAAAUGGUCUGUGUGUUCCAUCCUGUGACGGCAUCAAAGACUGCCCCAACGGACUGGACGAGAGGAACUGUGUGUGUACAGCCCAGUACCAGUGUCCAGAGGACAGUCAGUGUGUUGACUACUUCAAGGUGUGUGACCAGCACCCAGACUGCCUUGAGGCCAUGGAUGAAGAGAACUGCACAGAGGGUGUACAGUGUACAGACAGGACGUAUGUCUGUGCUGACGGGACGUGUCUGAAGAAGCCCAAUCCAGAGUGUGACUUCAUCACCGACUGUCCUGAUGCCUCCGAUGAGAGACACUGUGACUGUGGUCUGAGGCAAUUCACCAGUCGCGUUGUGGGAGGAGUCAACGCUACUGAAGGGGAGUGGCCAUGGCAGGUCAGCCUUCAGAUCAGUGGACGUCAUGUCUGUGGGGGGGCUCUGGUCUCCAGCCAAUGGGUGGUGUCCGCUGCCCACUGUUUCUAUGAUGACCGUCUCUCUCCCAGAGCGUGGACGGUCUACCUAGGUAAGUUCCUAUUGAACCGCAGCAGUCAGAUGGAGGAUGCCAUUCGGGUGCAACAGAUCCUCCUGCACCAGUACUACGAUGACGAGACACACGAUUAUGACUUGGCUUUGCUGCGACUGGAGAGACCUGCAGCCCCAGGCACCCUGGCCCAGCCCGCCUGCCUGCCGUCACCUACACACCAGCAAGAACCUGAGCUACUCUGUUGGGUCACGGGCUGGGGGGCGCUACGUGAAGGAGGCACUCCCAGUAACGUGCUGCAGAAGGUGGACGUGCGUCUGGUGAGCGAGGAGGCCUGCUUCCGUUCCUACGGUUACAUGGUCACUCCCAGGAUGUUGUGUGCCGGCUACCGCAGCGGAGAGAAGGAUGCCUGUCAGGGUGACUCGGGAGUCCGUUGGUCUGCCAGGAGAAGUGGUUGGUUCCUAGCGGGCGUGGUCAGCUGGGGAAAGGGGUGUGGCCGGGCCGUCUACGGCGUCUACACCCGCGUCACCAAACUCACCGGCUGGAUCAAAGAACACAUCUCUGGACCUGUAUAUUUAGAUGUCCGUCAGGGUUUUAACAGUGUCAUUGACCUUCUGGCAGAGCUGCUUAUAUUUGUCCUGUUUCAUACAUGUACACGUGUGGAGGCCAGUAGGAAUGUGUUUCAUCCCCCUGAGACCCUCUCAGACAGUGAGGUUACAGAUCAGCCACGUGUGGAGGCCAGUAGGAGUGUGUUUCAUCCCCCUGAGACCCUCUCAGACAGUGAGGUUACAGAUCAGCCACGUGUGGAGGCCAGUAGGAAUGUGUUUAAUCCCCCUGAGACCCUCUCAGACAGUGAGGUUACAGAUCAGCCACGUGUGGAGGGCAGUAGGAGUGUGUUUCAUCCCCCUGAGACCCUCUCAGACAGUGAGGUUACAGAUCAGCCACGUGUGGAGGCCAGUAGGAGUGUGUUUCAUCCCCCUGAGACCCUCACAGACAGUGAGGUUACAGAUCAGCCACGUGUGGAGGCCAGUAGGAAUGUGUUUCAUCCCCCUGAGACCCUCUCAGACAGUGAGGUUACAGAUCAGCCACGUGUGGAGGCCAGUAGGAAUGUGUUUCAUCCCCCUGAGACCCUCUCAGACAGUGAGGUUACAGAUCAGCCACGUGUGGAGGCCAGUAGGAGUGUGUUUCAUCCCCCUGAGACCCUCACAGACAGUGAGGUUACAGAUCAGCCACGUGUGGAGGGCAGUAGGAGUGUGUUUCAUCCCCCUGAGACCCUCUCAGACAGUGAGGUUACAGAUCAGCCACGUGUGGAGGCCAGUAGGAGUGUGUUUCAUCCCCCUGAGACCCUCACAGACAGUGAGGUUACAGAUCAGCCACGUGUGGAGGCCAGUAGGAGUGUGUUUCAUCCCCCUGAGACCCUCUCAGACAGUGAGGUUACAGAUCAGCCACGUGUGGAGGCCAGUAGGAAUGUGUUUCAUCCCCCUGAGACCCUCUCAGACAGUGAGGUUACAGAUCAGCCACGUGUGGAGGCCAGUAGGAAUGUGUUUCAUCCCCCUGAGACCCUCUCAGACAGUGAGGUUACAGAUCAGCCACGUGUGGAGGCCAGUAGGAAUGUGUUUCAUCCCCCUGAGACCCUCACAGACAGUGAGGUUACAGAUCAGCCACGUGUGGAGGCCAGUAGGAAUGUGUUUCAUCCCCCUGAGACCCUCACAGACAGUGAGGUUACAGAUCAGCCACGUGUGGAGGCCAGUAGGAAUGUGUUUCAUCCCCCUGAGACCCUCUCAGACAGUGAGGUUACAGAUCAGCCACGUGUGGAGGCCAGUAGGAGUGUGUUUCAUCCCCCUGAGACCCUCUCAGACAGUGAGGUUACAGAUCAGCCACGUGUGGAGGCCAGUAGGAAUGUGUUUCAUCCCCCUGAGACCCUCACAGACAGUGAGGUUACAGAUCAGCCACGUGUGGAGGCCAGUAGGAAUGUGUUUCAUCCCCCUGAGACCCUCACAGACAGUGAGGUUACAGAUCAGCCACGUGUGGAGGCCAGUAGGAGUGUGUUUCAUCCCCCUGAGACCCUCACAGACAGUGAGGUUACAGAUCAGCCACGUGUGGAGGCCAGUAGGAAUGUGUUUCAUCCCCCUGAGACCCUCACAGACAGUGAGGUUACAGAUCAGCCACGUGUGGAGGCCAGUAGGAAUGUGUUUCAUCCCCCUGAGACCCUCACAGACAGUGAGGUUACAGAUCAGCCACGUGUGGAGGCCAGUAGGAAUGUGUUUCAUCCCCCUGAGACCCUCACAGACAGUGAGGUUACAGAUCAGCCACGUGUGGAGGUCAGUAGGAAUGUGUUUCAUCCCCCUGAGACCCUCUCAGACAGUGAGGUUACAGAUCAGCCACACCUAGGCUACCCGCCACACUAA
This is a messenger RNA of Oncorhynchus keta (chum salmon), 3747 nucleotides long. RefSeq lists its product as uncharacterized. Gene Ontology annotation, biological process: proteolysis. The record is from RefSeq and is a predicted model, not a curated record. Gene Ontology annotation, molecular function: protein binding; serine-type endopeptidase activity. NCBI's taxonomy places the organism in Eukaryota, Metazoa, Chordata, Actinopteri, Salmoniformes, Salmonidae.